Molecule: messenger RNA, 1707 nt
Organism: Physcomitrium patens
Lineage: Eukaryota; Viridiplantae; Streptophyta; Bryopsida; Funariales; Funariaceae
Product: serine/threonine-protein kinase BSK6
Biological process (GO): brassinosteroid mediated signaling pathway; protein phosphorylation
Molecular function (GO): ATP binding; protein kinase activity
Source: RefSeq, a predicted model, not a curated record
UUUGUAUGCCCCUUUCCUUCGUGGCACUCCCGCGCGAUAGAGAGUGACCAAGAGAGCGCGCGCGCGGCCUUGGACUGAGUUAGACUCACAGCCUCACCCACCCAGACAGACAGACGCAGGUGGAGAGGAGAGGAGAGGAGAGGAGACAGGAGAGGAGAACAGACCUUUGCUUACCACAGUGACGCAUACAUUAAGGAAUGGGUUCCGCUGCUGUGCCGCACUCUUGUUUCUGUAUAAUCGUUUGGUCGCUCGCUUGAUGCUGGUUGUGGAGCAAGACCACAACCGACGAGUCCUGUGAAGCUUCGCGAUCGAUUGAUCAGGAGGCGGCCGUGGAGCUGGAUUGGUGUUGGCAAUGGCAGAUUGAGGACUGCGCAAUAACAGCUGGCGUGGGUUUGGGCUUUAGAGGUGUAGAGGGAUGGGCUGCUUCAGUUCAAAGCCCAGGGACGCGCACCGAGCCAUCCAGGAAGCUUUGGUUCCUCACAAAGUGGACUUAGAUAAUGGGAAACGAGUUGAACCAGAGGUUGUGCCAGCAUUCAAAGAGUACUCGUUGGAGACGUUAAAAGCAGCCACCAGAGGGUUUAGCGCAGAGCUCAUCGUCUCUGAGAGCGGGGAGAAAGCACCAAACUUUGUUUACAGAGGCAAGCUUGACCAGAAUCGAAUUAUUGCUAUCAAGCGCUUUCCCAAGACGGCGUGGCCUGAUGCGAAGGGUUUCUCGGACGAGGCUUGGAAGGUGGGUCAAGUAAGGCAUGAGAGACUUGUGAAUUUAAUUGGGUACUGUGCUGAAGGCGAUGAGAGGCUCUUAGUUGCUGAGUUCAUGCCCCAUGACACACUUGCGAAACAUCUCUUUCAUUGGGAGAAGCAACCAAUGCAGUGGGGCAUGCGGGUACGUGCUGCUCUCUACGUUGCCCAGGCCCUUGAUCACUGUUCGAACAACAACCUUCGCCUUUAUCAUGAUCUGAAUGCUUACCGGGUGAUGUUUGAUCAGGAUGGAGACCCUCGUCUCUCGUGCUUCGGUUUGAUGAAGAACAGCAGAGACGGCAAAAGUUACAGCACCAAUCUUGCGUACACACCUCCUGAGUACUUACGCACAGGAAGGGUGACUCCAGAAAGUGUAAUUUUCAGCUACGGAACUGUCUUGCUCGAUUUACUGAGUGGAAAACAUAUUCCUCCGAGCCAUGCCUUGGAUUUGAUACGUGGCAAAAACAUGCUUUUGCUAAUGGACUCCUACUUGGAGGGUCAAUUUGCGAAUGAGGAUGGCGUGGAGCUUGUUCGUCUGGCAUCGAGAUGCUUGCAGUUAGAACCGCGUGAACGCCCCAACGCAAAGAUGCUCGUGACCGCUCUUACCCCUCUUCAGCGGAGUUCAGAAGUAGUUGGACGAUUAGUAUCUCUUAAUCAAUAGCACGCAGGCAUGGCCCUGAUGUAGACACAAUGAAUAGGGGCAUUUUUUUUUCUAUUCUUAUUUUUUCUUUAUCCGGCUUGCGGAAUGGGGUAUCCUUAUUUAAUUGGGACAUGCACUUGCAAAAGCCAAAUGUUGCUACAGAUGGUCCAAGACUCAGUCCACUUUGCACAUUUGCUGCUUUGGAAAGUACGCGUCCCAGAAUUUUGAUGCAUUUUGAGCAGUGGUAACCCAUUUGGGGCUCUGAUUGCAAUACGUCUCUGCAAUUGUCUCGUUCACGCUUCGGUGUGGUUGACUCGUAUCCCGAGGAA